GUACGCGGGGGGAGAUGGUGCCCCCCGGAACGCGGACUCCCCCCUCACCCCCACAUGCGCGCUCGACUUCAAAAAAGACGUAUGCGACACAAGCGAGGAUGACAGCAAUACGGGCAGCAGCUGUGAUGGACUUGGAGACUCCAGCUGUAAUUUGGGACUUGCUGGAGCUCGGCUGGGGACUCCAGUGGACUUGAUUGGUAGUGAAGGAAGCGAUCAGGCGAGACUUCAUCUCAAGAGAAAACUUCAGCGCAACCGGACUUCUUUUACCAACGAUCAGAUCGAUAGUUUGGAGAAAGAGUUCGAGCGCACGCAUUACCCUGACGUGUUCGCCAGGGAGCGACUGGCUGCCAAGAUAAACCUGCCGGAGGCCAGGAUACAGGUUUGGUUCAGCAAUCGUCGCGCCAAGUGGCGGCGGGAAGAGAAACUACGCAACCAACGACGUUCUAACACCAGCACCAACACCAACAAUAACACAAACAAUAGUAAUUCUGCCGUCUCUAAUGGUAUUAUUGAUCAUUCUUCGGGAACUAAUAACGGUGCUGUCAACGGGGGUAUAAUGGGGGAUAGUUCCCCCACAUCCAGGGUACUCGCCCCAAGUUAUACCCCAACUCCACCCAUGUAUACCCCGCUACCGCCCCCACCCCCCUCCCAUCACAUGAAUACCGUCGAUAGCUUCGGAUCCAUGCUGGGGCCUAACCCAGCGUCCAGUCCCUUCGGUAUGCCUCCAAGUUCCACCGCCAACACCCACUUGAUCCCCCAACACCCACACCAACCUCCAACCCCACCCACACCCAUACACCCAUCUAACCCAUAUAUGCGUAACGGUUAUGACCCAUCUUUUUACCCAUCUAGUAGACAUUCACCACCUACUACCAUGCUUUACCCUUCACAACAUCCGUUACAUCAUCACCCUGGUCAUCACCACCAAUCUCAUCAUCUACAGCAUCUACAUCAUCCACAGCACCAGCAACACCCACAGCAUCACCAGCAUCAUCACCAGCAUCAACUCACACACAAUCUACACGCAGAAUAUUUAGCCACCAACGCCUCUUCAAUAUCACAAGCAGGCGUUGUACCUCCCGGGAUGUCGGUGCCUCUCGCUGUGGCUCACGACUCAUCGAACUCUGCAUACUGGGCACCCCGGCUACACUGACAGUAUUAUACUGGGUAGUGCGGCAGCGACAGUAUUAUACUGGGUAGUGAGGCACUGACAGUAUUAUACUGGGUAGAGCUGCACUGACAGUAUUAUACUGGGUAGUGAGGCACUGACAGUAUUAUACUGGGUAGAGCUACACUGACAGUAUUAUACUGGGUAGUGCAGCAGCGACAGCAUUAUACUGGGUAGUGAGGCACUGACAGUAUUAUACUGAGUAGAGAUACACUGACAGUAUUAUACUGGGUAGUGCAGCAGUGACAGCAUUAUAAUGGGUUGUGCUGCAGUGAAAGUCUUACAGUUUCGUGAUCAUCGCCAGGGCAGUCCAGGAGUGUCUGUGCAUAAAACAAACCCACAACGAUAUCAUUUGUGAUUUUCCGUAAUAAUUUAACAAAAUUUCUAAGCUUUAUUGUUUUGACUGCUAUAAACGAAGCUCAAGACAAACUUUGAUAUUAUCUGUCUGCAUUUAAAUUCAUUUGGAACCGCUGAAUAUGAGGCGUAUGUAUCAGUAAUAUAUGCUUAAUAUUAAUUGAUCAUAAUAGCUUAUCAUGAAUCAGGUUCAAAAAAUCGAAUUCAAUUCUGAUGAAUCUUUUGAUAUAUUUGUCGUCGCACUUAUGAACAUGGCACCUCCUUUGGUACGGAAUUACAAUUGAAAUUAUUGGCGAGUGCCCGGCAGAAAAAUUUCUCUUCACCAAAUUUCUGCCAAUUAUACGCCAAUAAUUUUGCUUGUAAUUGUAAAUAUGUAUUAAAGUGUACGUAUAAAUCUUUUAUUUGUAUAAUGUUCUCUGUAGAUUUAAUCAUAAAAUGAUGCAUUUAAAUUUUGGAACUUUAGAUUUUCCAACAACUCCUUGUUAAAAAAUUUUGGCCCAACACUUUCACGCUAGCGUUUCGAGAAUAUUUUCCAUGAGCAUAGUUUUCUCUCAUAACCGAUUUUCUUCGCCAAGCUUCCGAAAAAAAUUUUCAUGGAAUUUUAUUUUUUGGCCUCAAUAUUUUGAUUAAAAUGGUAUUAGUUUUAUUUGAAGCUUACAAAUGCUUGAAAAGUCGGUUGAUUCAUGGAGCAGUGUUGAAAAAAUUUUGGUUCUUCAUUUCUUCAUAAGCAGCAGAGAUUGGAUGCGACUAAGCAUACGACAUUACAGCAUUGAUAUAAAAUGCAUGCGGAGUGUUGAACUACGCUGAUGGUGAUGAUGUUAAAAUCUAAGCAUGUAAAGUCAUCAACAAUCCACAGAGAAACUAGAGAGAAGUAGGAUGGUAAUCCAAUUUAAUAAAGCGUUUAAUUGUUGCAACCAAUAUUAUUCUGUGACUUUGAAAAUAAACUUGUUUUUAUUUUAAAAUGAAAAUUUCGAAACAGGCACUGGAGACCGAUGCCGGCAUGAAAUGAACCGUUAAUUGAUCAGUUUACGACAUUGAAACAAGUGAACACCGGCAUAUUAAAGGCAGUCAAAUAGAGUAUUAACUAAAGCAAUCGACUUAAUUGUCCUUUGGGGAACUAUUCCUUGCACAUGAAAAGAAUCUUCAGUUAAUCAAAUAAUUUAAAUUCAGUUAUAUACUAUUUGAAUUUUUGA
Molecule: messenger RNA, 2715 nt
Organism: Hyalella azteca
Lineage: Eukaryota; Metazoa; Arthropoda; Malacostraca; Amphipoda; Hyalellidae
Product: paired box protein Pax-6-like
Exons: 6
Biological process (GO): regulation of transcription by RNA polymerase II; anatomical structure development
Molecular function (GO): RNA polymerase II cis-regulatory region sequence-specific DNA binding; DNA-binding transcription factor activity, RNA polymerase II-specific
Source: RefSeq, a predicted model, not a curated record